Messenger RNA from Cryptomeria japonica (Japanese cedar), 3401 nucleotides. Its product is annotated as WD repeat-containing protein PCN. Gene Ontology annotation, molecular function: protein binding. The transcript is spliced from 11 exons. Gene Ontology annotation, biological process: meristem maintenance; meristem growth. Lineage: Eukaryota; Viridiplantae; Streptophyta; Pinopsida; Cupressales; Cupressaceae. The record is from RefSeq and is a predicted model, not a curated record. Bases 502 to 3057 code for a protein of 851 amino acids.
AAGAGGAAAUCCACUCGGAGCCCUAAAAUUUCAUUUUACCUGUGGAAACGCGGGCUACUAAUAAAUCUGCAUAAACCCCUCUACCGAAUAAAACCGUGGAUGCUCUGAAGCCGCUAUGGCCGCCAUUUCGACAAAAUUACUCCUCGCCAAAUCUCAAAACUCCAGAGUCCCUGAAAUCAAAUCUCUUUAUCCAUUGGUAUCCCCAUACAAUCUCAAGAGUUCUCUUCAAAAUACCCUUUCAUAUUUUACGCUCAAGCUGGAAAUCCGUCAUUCCAGAACCACUUAGGAAUCGUUGGUUGUUAAGGCGCUCAAGUGCCUACUGGUAUUCGAGCCAUACUGAAGGAGAUCAGCAGACCUUAAUAUUUCAAAAAAUUAAAACCUUUGUAUUCAGGGUGUUUUCCGCAGCAAGGUUUUGCUUGGCUUUUUGGCAAAGACGGGAGACUUUCUAUCCCCUGACUGCAAGUCAGUGUAUUUUUUUGCGGAGUGGUUUUGUUCGUUACAAUGGAGGUGCACAGGGUGAGGUCUAUCGAGUGGAAGCCGUCAGCGGUGGUGGCACUUGCAACGAGUGUUGAUGAAACACUGGUCGCAGUAGCACGCGAAGACGCCUCCAUUGAAAUCUGGAGUGUUGCCCCUGGGUCCGUUGGAUGGCACUGCCUGCUGACUCUUCGAGGAAGACAAGACUAUGUAAUUUCGUCACUUGUUUGGUGUCAUUCAAGCUUGGGGACCUGUGCACCUGGUCGUUUAUUUUCAGCUUCUUUAGAUGGAACCAUUUCUGAAUGGGACCUUUGUUCCUUGGAGCAAAAGACAGUUUCAGAUUCCUUUGGAGGAUCAAUCUGGCAGAUGGCAGCUGAGCCUUUGUUGGCACGAGGAACUUUUUGUAUCAAGCACAAUAAAGAUGAUGAUGAUGAUGAUAAAAAUGGAAUAAAUAGUAAUUCCACUGAUGAAUCAGACAGUGAAAAAGAGAGGGAUGAUUUUGUGGAGCAGCAAGUAGCUCUUGCAUGUGAUGAUGGUUGUGUUCGCAUUUAUGUUGUCCGCAACACAGAGGAAAACAUAACAUAUCACAAAUCAUUUCCAAGAGUUAAAGGUCGUAUUUUGUGUGUUGCAUGGAGUUUGGAUUCAAAACGAAUAUUUGCUGGAGGCUCUGAUGGUUGUAUCAGAUGUUGGGAUACCAAUACAUCACGUGAGUUGUAUAGAAUGACUGCAGGAAUUGGAGGUUUGCAGAGCGGGUCAGACCUUUGUAUCUGGUCCCUUUUUUCACUGCGAGAUGGAACUCUUGUGAGUGGGGAUGGCACAGGGACAACUCAGUUUUGGGAUUCUCAGCAGGGAGCACUACUGCAAGCACAUACAUAUCAUAAUGGGGAUGUUUUGUCUUUGGCAGCAACUCCAAAUCAUCAGGGUGUAUUUUCUGCUGGUUCUGAUGGUCAAGUAAUACAUUAUAAAUUUGUGCCUGGAAAUAUCAAAUCUCACAAUAACAGAGUUGAGAAUUUAGCUGCUGUUACUCGUGAUAGUUGGGUUUUUGCUGGUAGCAAACGGGUUCACACACAUGAUGUAAGGGCAUUGACUGUAGCGUCACCUUUGAUAUUUGAAAAGGGUGAGUUUCGUGGUGAGCCAAGUAAUAAGGAAAGGGAUGAUCGCAGGCCAUCAGGGUUGGAUUAUCAUAAAUGGGCUGUUCCAGGAGUUCCAAUGUUGAUUUCAGGGGGUGAUGAUGCAAAGCUUUUUGCAUAUCCUGCCAAUUUGUUCCUUGAUUUUAAUCCACAUGAUAUAUGUCCAGCUCCUCAGCGAGUAUUUGUGCAGAUGGUCUAUAAACCAAAGAUUGGCAAAGGACCUAUCAUGAUGACGCAAUACUUGAGCUGGUUGGAUGUAUCACAGACCAACAUAGAUACAGAUUUUGAGCUUGGCAAGAGAAAAAGGGGUUCUGAUUCUGAAGAUGAUUCCAGUUAUCAUAACCAUAGUUCACAUAAAGAUGCAAGGAAUCAAAAUGGAAAUAAUGCUCGGGUAAACUCUCUUGUGAAGGGUAGGCCCCCAAAGUUAAUGGCCAGAUUAAAAUGCAAACAUUCUCAGCAUAUUGUUUGUAGUGCAAUGUCUGAAUCGGGGCAUUUGAUUGCCUUUUCUGAUCGUAUUAAACCCAGUCUGUAUAAAUUAAAGUCUGAUUCAUUGGAGGGCUCUGAAGGUAGUGGAGAUGGUUGGAGAUUAAAGAAGAAGCGCCUACCACAGUGUUUGUCACCUGCCCAGAGUAUGGUGUUUAGUACUGAUUCCACACGGUUUAUAAUUGCAAGCAAUGAUAGAAAGAUACAUGUUGUGGAUGUUGAUAGCUUGGAAUUAUUGCACACAUUUGAUCCCUUCACAAAUUAUAACAUGGAGCAGGAAAUGUCAAGGUCACCUAUAACAAAGUUGUAUACUAGUGGUGAUGGGCAAUGGUUGGCUGCUGUAAAUUGUUACGGGGAUAUAUAUAUUUUCAACUUGGAGAUUCUUAGGCAACAUUGGUAUAUUUCGAGAUUGGAUGGAUGUGCUGUGACGGCAGCAGGGUUUCAUCCAAGCAGUAGAAAUGUUUUUGUAGUCACAACAUCUUCAAAUCAUGUGUACGUGUUGGAUGUUGAUGCAAAACAAUUAGGGGAGUGGUCAAAACAUUAUACUUCUGGCCUACCAAAGCGUUUUUUAGAGUUUCCAGGGGAAGUAAUUGGUCUGUCGUUUCCACCCUCUUCGAAGGCAACUUCGGUGAUUGUCCACAGCUCAAAGGCAAUGUGUUUGAUAGAUUUUGGUAAGCCUGUAAGGCAGGAUGACAAUGAUUCAAAGAAUGGUCUGGCAUUUCAGACAUUUCAGAAAUUGGACAAAUUAGAAAAUGAGUUUGCCAAUGGAAAUGGAAAGCCAAAGAGCGGCAAGCUAAAACACAAAUCAGCAAUAUUUGCGGACAGAAACUUUGUAAUUAUACCCUUUAGGUAUCCUGUACACUUUUUGGGACAUUUGUCUGAUCAUUCUAUUGUUAUUGUAGAGAAGCCUUGGGGUAAUGUGUUGCAGAAGUUGAAGGCACCAGUAUACAGACAUGUUUUUGGAACUUAAGAAAAACAGUGAGUACUGUGCAAUUCUGUUCUUUUAAGCCCAAGACAUUCGUGUGUCCUGGGAUGCGACGAUGUUUCUGACUUCACGGUCAUGAUUCAAUUAUGAUAGCCCGAUAGCAGAUGAGUCUUACUUCAAAAGCUUAAUAUUAAUUGGAGAUUGCCACGGAUUGUAGCAAAUACAUCUUGUAAUAAAUGGGGAAUGUGCAAUAGCAAUUUUGAUGGAUCAUUGUGUUCACUCAGAAUACAUCUAGUAGUCACCUAAUGAAAUUCUGUUUCAUGAAAUGCCUUUUCCCAUUUUGUUGGGGGCUGAAUAAUCGAUUGAUCAAAUUUAAGGGUUUUGUUUUA